This is a messenger RNA of Zootoca vivipara (common lizard), 6662 nucleotides long. The record is from RefSeq and is a predicted model, not a curated record. NCBI's taxonomy places the organism in Eukaryota, Metazoa, Chordata, Lepidosauria, Squamata, Lacertidae.
AGCACUCCCUUUCCAAUCCCCCCCCCCCCCACGGGUGGGAAUUGGAAGCUGGGGCCUGCCUCCAGCCUGGCUGCGCGGCCCUGUGCUAAUACCAAACAGGACUACGUUAUGUGGGGCUGCUGCAACGUAGAAAAUGGUUUGGGGGGGGGUGCGUGCAUUGGCUGGAGCUUUUUCUGCAGCAAAUGGGGUGCAAAGCAUGCUCCAGGCCUGUGCUUGGAAGUUUAGGUGGGGACUCUAUCGCGACUGAAUGGAUUUCCGUUCUCUUUCCUCCAGACAAACACAUACCCCACGUUUUUCCACAUGCAAUGGUUUUUUGUUUCUGGGUACAGGCGUGUGAGCCCCAAAAGUGCACCCCUAGGACCGAGGCAUCUUGUUCUCCUGUGGAAAGCUUACAGGAAGGCUGGAUGUUGGCUGGGGAAAUUGCUGCGUCGCUUUACCCCUUGGGUCCUGCAUUUGGUUUGUUGUGGUAAUGCGAUAGGAGGAGCAGCCAAUAUGGUGUCCUCCAGAUGUUGGACUCCAACUCCCAGCAGUCCCAGCCAGCGUGGCCAGUGUUCAGAAGUGGUGGGAGGUGUGUACUCCAGCAACGUCUGGAGGGCAUAUUGCUCAUAUGCAGUGUAUGCUUGGGAUUGGCAGCAGCCCUGGCACCCAUAUCAGUUUUCUUAACUAAGGAAGCAUGGUAAGCGAUACAGGCCUAAGAAGAAACUUCACUGGAUUAAAGAAAAAAACUCAGUUGCUGCUGUACAACAGCAGCUACCCAGCUGCUGUUGUGCCUGAGAAUCUUCAGUUUAGUUCCAAAACUUGCUUGAACACUUGUCAAAUGACGUCAAUGGCCAGCCUGUUCUCUUUUACUAGCCCAGCUGUAAAGCGUCUUUUGGGCUGGAAACAAGGCGAUGAAGAGGAAAAAUGGGCAGAAAAAGCAGUUGAUGCUCUGGUUAAAAAACUGAAAAAGAAAAAAGGAGCCAUGGAGGAGCUGGAGAAAGCACUGAGCAGUCCUGGACAACCUAGUAAAUGUGUUACUAUUCCUCGUUCGUUAGAUGGGCGACUUCAAGUUUCUCACCGCAAAGGCCUUCCUCAUGUUAUUUACUGUCGUGUUUGGCGUUGGCCUGACCUGCAGAGUCAUCACGAGCUGAAGCCGUUGGACGUUUGCGAAUUUCCUUUUGGAUCUAAGCAGAAGGAAGUCUGCAUCAAUCCAUAUCAUUACAAAAGGGUAGAGAGCCCAGUUCUACCUCCAGUAUUGGUGCCAAGGCAUAGUGAAUUCAACCCACAGCAUAGCCUUCUGGUUCAGUUCAGGAACCUAAGUCACAACGAACCGCACAUGCCACACAAUGCUACUUUUCCAGAUUCGUUCCAGCAGCCUAACAGCACUCCAUUUCCCAUCUCUCCAAGUAGUCCGUAUCCACCUUCUCCAGGCGGCAGUACUUACCCAAAUUCGCCAGCCAGUUCCGGACCUUCUAGUCCAUUUCAGCUACCAGCAGAUACACCACCACCAGCAUAUAUGCCUCCUGAAGAUCAAAUGGGGCAAGAUAAUUCACAGUCUAUGGACACAAGCAAUAAUAUGAUCUCUCAGAUAAUGCCAAAUAUUUCCAGUAGAGAUGUUCAACCUGUGGCCUAUGAAGAGCCCAAGCACUGGUGUUCAAUUGUGUAUUAUGAAUUAAACAAUCGAGUUGGGGAGGCAUUUCUUGCAUCUUCCACUAGUAUUUUAGUAGAUGGUUUUACAGAUCCUUCUAAUAACAAGAACAGGUUCUGCUUAGGUUUGCUCUCCAAUGUCAAUCGCAACUCAACAAUUGAGAACACCAGGAGACACAUUGGAAAAGGUGUCCAUCUCUACUAUGUUGGUGGUGAAGUCUAUGCCGAAUGCCUGAGUGACAGCAGCAUAUUUGUACAGAGUCGGAAUUGCAACUACCACCAUGGAUUUCACCCUACAACUGUCUGCAAAAUUCCUAGCGGCUGCAGCCUGAAAAUUUUUAACAAUCAGGAAUUUGCUCAGCUUCUAGCGCAGUCGGUCAAUCAUGGAUUUGAGGCAGUAUACGAGCUCACCAAAAUGUGCACAAUUCGGAUGAGUUUUGUGAAGGGAUGGGGAGCGGAAUAUCAUCGGCAAGAUGUUACAAGCACUCCUUGCUGGAUAGAAAUCCAUCUUCAUGGGCCUCUGCAGUGGCUGGAUAAAGUACUCACCCAGAUGGGAUCCCCUCUUAAUCCCAUCUCUUCUGUUUCAUAGUGCCAAAGAAGUUUUUUCAGCCAUAACUUUAGUGACCAUUUUCUAAUUCUACAGACACUUCCAGUGUGGAUACUGUAAGAACAUACUACACAUUAGCUUUCUUCUACCAGUGACCAAUUCCAAUGUUUUUUAUCGCUCUUCCUUUGAGUUUUUGAUAUUAAGGCAACAGCCAAGUUGGGAAGAAAACAUAAUUCAGGAUUUUAUUUUUCCUUGAUACGCAUAUUUAAUAAUCAUCAACUCCACUGAAAAUAUUUUUAUGUGUCUUCUAGGAACACAUUUUUGAACUGGUUCUUUUUUUUCCGGGGGGGGGGGGAAUAGCAUUUAUCUUUUUCCUAAAUUUGUUUAUUUCCAGUUUACAAGUUUUUAAUGUUGUAUAAUGGGUAAUGUCCAUAAACAAAGCUAGCUUUAUUACACCCAAGAUUGCCUUUAGCUUGAGUAAAUAAUGUGACUUAAGUAUAUACAUGUUAAAAACACGUUACAGAUAGCGGUAUUAGAAUGCAUUACUGCAAGUUCUGUGGUAAAUACGGUUUUAUCUAUACCCCAGUUCAAUUUAAUACUGCCUUUACAGUGCAAUCGUAUGCAUGUAUACUCUGGAACUUACUCCCAGACAAGUGUAAAUAAGAUGCUGUCUUUAGUCAUUGUUCUUAAACAUUUGAUUUCAAGACACUCUGUUUUGCUUAGACUAGUCAGUAUUUUCCCUUGACUUACAUUCAUGCUGUGGGCUAGACCUUGAAAAAGUGUAGCUUUUUAGGAAAUCCACAUUUUUUUAAAGUGCAAAACAGUGCCAUUUUCUAGGUAACGUUGCGAGGCAUGGUUCACCUUUCCCUUUUAUUUUGCCUCUCUGUAGCUGGUAUCCUGGAGGCUUCCUAAUGUCACUGCUGGUUUUAAUACCCCCCCCCCCCCGGUAUUAAUUACAACUUUACAUUUAUAACCAGAAUAUCAGGACUCUCACUUUGCUAAGUGAUGCAAAAUGUUUGCCUUUUAGAUUACUGAGGCAGACCAGGCCUUUGAUAACAAAAAUAUCAUUGCCAUUUGGUGCCUGGAGCCUCAUAGGAGAAUACAACACACCAGCUCUCCAGCAUCAUCUAUCACAUGAAUUGUCAGUUUUAUGGCAUUUUGUUAAUAAGCCUACUAAAGGGCUCUAACUGAUGCAGAGAUGAAUGGUAGGAUUUUGGUGAAUAUGGAGAUGAAUAUGGAAGUCCUCCUUUCUUAAGAGGCUACUGUUUGUGUCCAUUCAGGCAUAUUUCUUCAUCAGUACAAGCGGGGGGUGGGCAGAUGUAUGCCUAGGUAACCAGCCAUUACCAGUGCAGUUAAUCUGAUAAAGAUGAAGUAAGUCUGAAGUGUGUUUGUUUAUGUCCAGCAGCCACGCUCUGCUAGCAGAAAUUUACCCCUAGCCUUCAGUUACUUGGUCUCCCUCAGAGUAAGUGUGGUAAGUAAGCAAAUGGUUACACUUACUUCAGUGCUAACUUGUGGAAGUUCUCCCUUCCCUCAGCAAACCCAAGAAGGCCUGUAUUCUUUUGCCAUGUAUUUUCGUUUGCUUUAGGAUGCUAAAGCCAACGCUAAGUACCAUACUAAAUGCAUUGACUUCUGAAGAUGUAGUCUACCAAAAUUAGUUCCCCAGUGACAGCAGUUAAAGCUACUCUUUCUCAAUGGGAUCUACCCGUUUCUAGUCAUAUGUUGAUUCUACCCAAACUACAGGUGGUGGUGGUUGCCUUCGUUUUAAAGCUUAGCAUUCUCAGGAUGCUGAAGCCUUUACCCAGAAUUGAUGGUGACAGAAAGCAAUUUCUAGUUCCUAUGGCUCUGAAGAUAGCCUUUUAGCUUACAGAGUUUGUAGGAUUUCCAGUGAAGGUCGAGGCUUUGAUGCCCUUGGCUUCCCACUGAAACAGAAUAAAAGGAUGCAAAUCCGAAGUCUGGCUUUACUGGGAUGGGAUAUGUUUUUUUCCCUAGCCAGCUUUUGAUCAAGAUGUGAUGUCUGGCUAUUCCUUUGGCUAUAGCUGGUGGAGGGGAUAUUGUAGACUGUCUUCCUUGGUGGGAUUUCUCAGGGGAACAAAAUCUAGAGAGAGUAAAUGGAGCAGGCUAGGUAAGCUGUGAUCUGGGAUUCUUGCAGAAAACAUUGGUUGGCUGUGAUCUAAUCCAGCAAAGCACUUCUUAUGUUAAGUGAGUGUAUACUUGAGAUCACUGAACACAGAUAAAUUAUUCCAUAACAGUUGAGACAUCAGAGUAUGUAUUUCUGCUUUGUAAAUUUUAAAACCAAGAUGGGGGAAAAUAGGCCACACAAGACUGAAGUUGACUUCUCCCAAGUUUAAAAGAUCAGAUAUUUUAAAGACUCCUGGAAUUGCUUCCCUGAUCACAUAGAUAAGCUAUCUGUAGUCUCUGGUGAGAGGAGUGUUAAUCAUGUUCCCACAACUCCUAAAGUGCUGGUAAGCUCAGUAUUGGCCAUAGUCACUGUCCUACUUUAUCGUAGGAAGUGAACUCUUAAUUGUGUAUUCUAUGGUGACAUGUUUGUGAAGAAACUUUCAAAACUCUAGAAGACUAUGAAGAGGCUACUUGGUUAUUAGCAAAUGUGAUUGUGUGGAACAUCUGGACAUAACUUAGUCACGUUUGUAAAUUUAAAUGGAUCUACUCUGAGUAAAUCUUGGUUGAAUGCCACCCAUCAAUGCCAUGGAAAUUGUGUUGUGCUUAUAUGGUAGUCCUGUCAGGGUCUUCAAGAGUUUACAUAUUAUAAUAAAUACUUUAAAAUUGCCUUAAAGGGAAAACAAAUAUGACUUUCACAAAGUUGCACCAUUCUUUUGUAUACAUACUAGUUUCUACUUGAUUUUCGAAGCAAAAAAACCCACCCUUUUCUAGUCUUUCUUUCUUUCUUUUUUUUAAAGAGAAGUAGAUGGUCUUAUUUUGUUGCCUUAUAUUUUAGUCAACUCCUUAACUUAAAACUACAGCCAAUAUUUGCCUUUGCUGGGCAUGCUGCUAGCUAAGCAAGAUCUGCUGGGGUCUUCUCCUGUGAAACCACACUGAAAUUAACAGGAGCUGCACAGGGGGAAUUGCUCCCCAGAAGUUGUAGUGGUUCCAGAUGUUCUGUGCUUGCACUUGACCGCAUUGCCUGUAUAACACUAAAGACAUUUCAUUGAAUUAAAAACAAUAAAUGAUUUGCAAGUUAAUUCUGGUGUCUUAAAAGAUUUGGCCUUUGUAACUAACUUCCUGAAGAUUCCUACUCUUUAAGCCAUCUAAAAGCCUUAAGUAUGUUUGCCAGGUACCAGUACUAACCAGACCUUCUGACUUUGCAUGCAAUCUGAGCAAUAUUACUCUGUGUAUGUAGUAAAAAAAUGUAUGUAUUGCACUUUUGAAGAGCAAGAAUAGUACAUAAAUUGCUAGUGCAUUUUUUGGGACUAUUACCAGCAAUAAUAUGAGUAAACUUGCUCCUGGUUUUCCCUUUAUCCUUUGGAGGGACAAACUUUUUAAAUGCUGAUACAUCAUCUUGCAAUUUUGUUGUGAUUCUCCAUCUCUAAGAUUUACUUGUAUAUUCAGGUUGAGUUGCCAAUUAUUUAGUUCUGUUUCAGUGGAUGUGUAGGUAUCUGACAUAGGUUUCACAACAAGUUGCCAUGCUUGCAUUAUGGUGUAUGUAAGAAUGGGAGGAGAUUUAUUUGUUUCCAGAUUUAGCUUGAGUCACGGUGUUCUCAUUUUUGUAGAAACUGAGUGGGUUAUCUCAUUCUUGCAGUUUACCACUUUUUAUGCCUAUCACUGGCCUCUUUUGGCCAUCUCUUUUUGGGGGAGAGUAAAUGGCGGUGGAUACCAUCCAACCACCCAUGGAGGAUGUAUGCUUUGACUUUGUUCUCAAUAAUGCUUCUGGUGGGUAUUAAGAGGUACUAGACAAAUUAACUUCAGCAUGAAUUGCAAGUUUUUAUUGGAAAAUUGAUUUAACUAUAUUGUGCAAGAUUGUUGUUGCAUCUGGCUAGAUUGCUAACUUGCUGAAGGGACCAAAAUGUGCCUCAGGAUUAAUUUAUUUUAAAAAUUAUAAAAUGCUCUACUUUGUUUCUACUUUGUCUUCACAAUAUCUAAAGUUGGCUCCACAGCAAACAUGGAUGAAUUCAGGUUUGAAUCUUCUGGCUGAAUUAAGAAUUCCAGACAUCCCACAUCCAAAAUUUCUGUUCUCUUGCGGCAUCACACUUUCUACUCUUACAGAUAAUCUAUGUAAAACGCUGUUUCACAAAAGUAACUAUGUAACAGCCUUGUAAUUUGAAUAUAUUUUUUAAAAAACCAUGCGUUUAUUUCACAGUAUUACUAAUGUUUACCUGGUAAAAACAGACGGUCUUGUAGUCUGUGGCUGGAAAACAUCUAAAUAUGUCAAACACUUUCUCCCUCAAGCUUUCUUCCUCCAGUUAAUAAAAAGUUAUUAUUGCCUGAAUUGUUGCUAGAUAGCAGUAUUUUAAAAUAAAAACAACCUUUUUGGGCA